Messenger RNA from Xenia sp. Carnegie-2017, 1730 nucleotides. RefSeq names its product isocitrate dehydrogenase [NADP]-like. Gene Ontology annotation, molecular function: NAD binding; magnesium ion binding; isocitrate dehydrogenase (NADP+) activity. Gene Ontology annotation, cellular component: mitochondrion. The coding region runs from base 175 to 1545 and encodes 456 amino acids. The record is from RefSeq and is a predicted model, not a curated record. Lineage: Eukaryota; Metazoa; Cnidaria; Anthozoa; Malacalcyonacea; Xeniidae. Gene Ontology annotation, biological process: isocitrate metabolic process. The transcript is spliced from 12 exons.
GUGAAUCAACCGAAUCCUUUGAUCCCUCGGCGUUUCAUAUUGGGGUUAACAUGGGUUAACAUUACGUAUUCCAUAAUAUCCUUAAACAUAACUGUAAAUCCCUCGAACAAGUACUGUUGUUGUCUACCCCUACCCUCGCUGGUUGUUAUUUGUUACUUGUUUUCUCGGAACGAGAUGGCGUCUUUGAUAAAGUUCGGAGUUUAUAAAUCCUUUUUUCAAUCGCAUUUGGUGGCUUUUAGAUCAAAAAUAUCGUCAACCAUUAUAAAUUCAAUUGCAGCAAAAUCUCCAAGCAACAGAUUUUAUUCUGACGGCGGAAAGUUAAAAGUUGAUGGAUCUGUUGUCGAGUUGGAUGGUGAUGAAAUGACACGAAUAAUAUGGGAAAAAAUAAAAGAAAAGUUAAUACAUCCGUAUCUUGAUGUGGACAUUAAAUAUUAUGAUCUUGGACUACCAUAUCGUGAAGAGACUCGUGAUCAAGUCACCAUUGAUGCAGCUGAAGCAAUCAAGAAAUAUAAUGUUGGCAUCAAGUGUGCAACUAUCACUCCUGAUGAAGCCAGAGUCAAAGAGUUCCAAUUGAAGAAGAUGUGGAAGAGUCCCAAUGGAACCAUUCGAAACAUUUUAGGCGGAACUGUAUUUCGUGAGCCCAUAAUUUGUAAAACCAUACCACGUCUUGUUCCAGGCUGGGAGAAACCUAUUGUCAUAGGUCGACAUGCUUUUGGUGAUCAGUACAAAGCAACUGACUAUGUUGUCCGAGGUCCAGGAAAAUUUACCAUUUCAUUUGAACCAGAGAAUGGAGAGAAAAAGACUACUGUUGUGUAUGACUUUAAAGGUGAUGGAGGAGUCAUGAUGGGCAUGUAUAAUACAGAUGAGGCAAUUAGAGACUUUGCAAAUAGCUGUUUCCAAUAUGCCCUGUUGAAGAAGUGGCCUCUAUAUAUGAGUACAAAAAACACUAUCUUGAAGCGUUACGAUGGACGUUUUAAAGAUAUCUUUGAAGAAAUUUAUGAAGAAGAAUAUAAAGGAAAGUUUGAGACUGCUAAUAUCUGGUAUGAGCAUAGGCUAAUUGAUGAUAUGGUUGCCUACGCAAUGAAAUCUCCCGGAGGAUUUGUUUGGGCAGCCAAAAAUUAUGAUGGUGAUGUACAGUCGGAUACUCUAGCACAAGGUUAUGGUUCUCUUGGACUAAUGACUAGUGUCUUAGUAUGUGCUGAUGGUAAAACCAUUGAGGCUGAAGCUGCUCAUGGUACAGUAACUAGACAUUACAGGGAACAUCAAAAGGGGAAUGAAACUAGUACAAACCCCAUUGCUAGUAUUUAUGCAUGGACACAAGGUUUAGCACACAGGGGUAAACUUGAUGGAAAUAAUGAACUUGAAAGGUUCAGUGUAUUGUUGGAAAAAGCGUGCGUUGAUUGUGUGGACAAUGGUCAAAUGACGAAAGACUUGGCUGCAUGUAUUUACGGACUUUCAAAUGUUAAAAGGGAACAUUACCUGAAUACCGAAGACUUCCUGGACGCUGUUAAAGAUCGUUUCUUAUCUCAAUGGCAGUCUACAUAGAAAGCUUUGAUAGUAGAGUAGAACAGCACUAAGUUAUGAAUCAUAUUUUUUUAAAAUAAUUAGUGAUUUAAAAAUCUUAAUCUAUAGUUCACGUUACUUUCUCACCUUCUCUUGAAUUACAUUAAAUGUUCUCAAAGGAUGUGUAUAUAAGUGUGUCAAUAAAAUAAAACGAAAAAACUAUGAAA